AAUCCCUCCGCAAUCCGUUCCUUUGAUGCCAUAGAAUGUUCUAGUUGGCUGUGGAUAAUUCUCGAAUGCCAGAGGAUCAGCUGAUUGCAACCCCUCUUUCUUUGAUGCUAGUGAUGUAACUUCCCUGUUAGUUUUGCGCUCUCUGCACCUGGAUCACGCCACAACCUUCUGAUUCUUCGAUUUCUGGCAAGUUCCAGCAAUCAAUGGAAACUCACCAACCAAUAUUUAAGUAGGGCUUCUCCCCUCUGAACCCGCCUCCUUCCUUUGCACUGCAACAACAAUUCUUCAUGCAAGCCACACGAAGACUUUCAAGACUUCCACUCAGAAGAGUCCUACUCAAACCAGCAACACCAAAACGCAAGAUGUCUCUCUUCCCGAGAUCUUUCCUCACUGCCGAUCCAGCCUACUCCUUCCAACCACUCUUCCGCAUGCUCGACGACUUCGAUCAAUACAGCCGCCAAGGCGACCGCGACACCGGCACCUCCUUAAAGACCUUCACCCCCAAGUUCGACGUCAAGGAACUCAAGGAUACCUACGAACUCCACGGCGAACUCCCCGGAAUUGAGCAGAAGGAUGUGGAGAUCGAAUUCACCGACGCCCACACCUUGACCAUCAAAGGCCACACCGAGCGCAGCUACACCUCUGGUACUCCACCAGCCGGCUUCGUCGAGGGCGCUCCUGCCCAAGGUGCCAUCGAGGGUACAGACGGUCACAAGGGCCACAAGGCUACUGUCGAGGAUGAGGGUGCUGUUGAGCGUUCCACCGAAGUUACCAAGAGGGAGGAGCCCACUCAGCCCAAGGAGCCCGAGUCCAAGUUCUGGGUGUCUGAGCGCAGCGUAGGGGAAUUCAGCAGAAGUUUUACGUUCCCGGCCCGUGUCGACCAAGACGCCGUCACGGCAACCAUGAAGAACGGCUUGCUCUCCAUUGUCGUUCCGAAGCACAAGAAGAGUGAGCCGCGCAAGAUCGCCAUCUCCUAAACGCCGGUGUUUUUCUUCAAUGUCGAGUUUAACAACGGCUCUCAACCUUCGGCACGGAUUGGUAAUUGGUAUGGUGGAUGGGGUGGUGAUGAUAUGAUGACUGGUUCUUGGAGGAGUUAAUUGACUUUCGUUCUCUUGCAUUUGAGCGGUUGAUUGCAUUCAUGGAAAAGGAAAAGCAAAAAAAAAAUAAAAAAAUAAAAAAAAAUAUCUUUGGCG
Molecule: messenger RNA, 1193 nt
Organism: Hyaloscypha bicolor E
Lineage: Eukaryota; Fungi; Ascomycota; Leotiomycetes; Helotiales; Hyaloscyphaceae
Product: putative 30 kDa heat shock protein
Exons: 1
Coding region: 363-977 (204 amino acids)
Biological process (GO): response to salt stress; protein folding; response to hydrogen peroxide
Source: RefSeq, a predicted model, not a curated record